Molecule: messenger RNA, 630 nt
Organism: Prunus armeniaca (apricot)
Lineage: Eukaryota; Viridiplantae; Streptophyta; Magnoliopsida; Rosales; Rosaceae
Source: the annotation of a GenBank genome assembly
AUGCAAAGCCUGAAAGAGGAAGCUGUGCCAAUAUCAGAUAUGAUUAUGCAGACCUCUCUUUCACCCACUUCCAUGCCAUGCCCUUUUCUGCAUGAUGGGGAAUUGGGAAGAAGGGAUUUGCUGAGGCACAAGUACAGUUGUGUCCCUUGCUUGGAGUUCAAGAAUGGGUUUUGCCCACAGGCUGAUGCCUGUGGCCAUUCACUUGGGAUUUUGGAGGAGAGGUUUCAUCCUAUGCUGUUCAGGACCAGAUACUGUUGGUACAUGACCACUUGCAAAAGACAAGAUUGGUCUUAUGCUCACAAGGAAGAGGAAAAAAGUUGCUCCAUUUGUGCCUUCUCUGAGUCUCUUAGACCAAGUAAAUCAAUUUCUACUGCUCUCAGCAUUGGGUCAUUUUGUGGUACUAAUGCUGGUGAAAAUGAUCAAUUUAUGACCUUUGAUGGACUUAGUGGGGAAAAAGUAAAUUUCACCACAACCAAUCUCCACAAUGAAAAUGGACUGCUUAGAACACUCAACUGUUCUUCAAUCACACUUCAUAGCUCACGGUGGGGUUUUAGCAACCAGCCUGAUUUUUCAUGGGUUUAUGGUCUGGUUGAAGAUGAUCAACCCAACUUGUUGGAGGACCAGAAUUAA